CACUGUUGGUUACAAUUCAUUUCAAAGAACCUAAAGGAUCUAGGAGAAAAUAGGUCACAUGCACUUCAUCUCAUGUCACAUGCUUCCUAUCGAGAGGCCAAUGAGGUUUUAGACCUCUAUACAUUUGAACAAGAUAAUUUUAUCCAUUCACAUUUUCAUCUCUUCUCAAUAUGAAAAGAGUGACCAUCUGUUUGAAACCCACAUCAGUCUAAAUAAUUUCUAAAGCAGCUUUUCCUUUUGGAGGGGAAUGAUCAUAAGUGCCAGCAGAUUGCAGAUGACACCAGAUUUAAAGAAGUGAAGUGCAUGCCCUGAUCCAAUGUCUGGAUGUAAUGAAAUGACAGGCAAUCUCCUGUGGAGAUAUAUCUUUAUUUCUUUGAGUCUCCAAACUUUCUACAUCAUCCAAUAUUCCAAGAAUAUGGAAUCUAAAGUCUCUGAAGGUGGUCUGAAUGUAACUCUCACCAUCAGAUUAUUGAUGCAUGGAAAGGAAGUUGGAAGCAUCAUUGGGAAGAAAGGAGAGACAGUAAAAAAGAUGCGUGAGGAGAGUGGAGCACGAAUCAAUAUCUCAGAAGGAAACUGUCCAGAAAGGAUUGUGACCAUUACAGGCCCUACUGAUGCCAUCUUCAAAGCAUUUGCAAUGAUUGCUUAUAAAUUUGAAGAGGAUAUAAUCAACUCAAUGAGUAACAGCACAGCUACAAGUAAGCCACCAGUUACAUUAAGGUUGGUUGUACCAGCAAGCCAAUGUGGAUCAUUAAUAGGUAAAGGAGGCUCCAAGAUUAAAGAAAUCAGGGAGUCUACAGGUGCUCAGGUUCAGGUGGCGGGGGAUAUGCUGCCCAACUCUACAGAAAGGGCAGUGACCAUCUCAGGGACCCCCGAUGCAAUUAUCCAGUGUGUCAAACAGAUCUGUGUGGUGAUGCUGGAGAUUUUCAAGUCCCCACCAAAAGGUGCCACCAUCCCCUAUCGCCCAAAGCCUGCCUCCACCCCUGUCAUUUUUGCAGGUGGUCAGGUAAGAGCCGACCCACUUGCAGCCUCCACUGCCAACCUCAGCCUUUUACUGCAGCACCAGCCGCUGCCUGCCUAUACUAUUCAAGGACAAUAUGCAAUUCCACAUCCAGAUCCACAUCACACUUUUGGCAAUGAAUUCAGUUUGCAAUCAAUUACUAAUCCAAGAUCUUUUUUGCAACAGUUGACCAAGCUCCACCAGUUGGCUAUGCAGCAAACCCCCUUUACUCCCCUUGGACAGACCACCCCUGCUUUCCCUGGAGAAAAGCUGCCCUUACAUUCCUCCGAAGAAGCUCAAAAUCUGAUGGGCCAAUCCUCAGGUUUGGAUGCCAAUCCCCCAGCCAGUACUCAUGAACUCACCAUUCCCAAUGAUUUAAUAGGCUGCAUAAUUGGACGCCAAGGGACCAAAAUUAAUGAAAUCAGGCAGAUGUCUGGAGCCCAGAUCAAAAUUGCCAAUGCCACAGAAGGCUCAUCAGAGCGUCAGAUCACCAUCACAGGAACCCCAGCUAACAUCAGCCUUGCUCAAUACCUCAUCAAUGCCAGGGUCCUGAGCUCCAGUUGCCUACCCAAUGUAGGAGGGAGGCUGACAAAGACUCGGGGGAGAUCCCAAAAUGGAGAAGAAAGAGAAACCCAUCACUGGCACAGAGAAGGAGAAACCUGUCACUAGCACCGCAACCACAACUACUACAUCGGUGCAUGGAGUGCCGGCUAUUGCACUGAUAGAAAGUGUAAUUUCAGAUUCUCCAAUGGCAGGGGCGAGACCAAAAACCCAGGAGCUCAUCUGGUGAUCUGACUGGACCCUGCCUAGUGGAGACUCGAAGUGUUCAGAAGCGGGCCAGCCAAAGGGAGGUUCUUCAAAAACAGCCAAAGUUGAAUUUUCACUGCCUGCACCACAAAGAAUACACUCUCCUGAUCAUAAAGGGGCUAAAAGCAUGGCACUGUUGGACGACUCAGACGAGUGGGAGUACUUGACAGCAGUACAGAGCCAGCCAGCCAAGCACCUUAGGGAGAUAUUUGAAGAGCUGGAUGUGGGAAGCAAGGAGCACGCCACCCGUCCAUUACUGACCAGUGAAUGGAAUGAUGACUGUUGCCGAGACCGUCCCCAGGCCAGGAGAAAUCCUAGCCCCAUGCAAGGAGCCAAAGCAGCUUCCCCACCUUCGAGGUCACCAGUGUUGGCCUCAAGCCCAGUGCAGAGAAGUCUGAACCAUCAGCAGUGGUGUGCUAGCCCUGAUUGUCACCAACAGCCACUGACAGCCCUAAAUGCCGAGAAUGGAAUGUUAGCCCUGAGUGCCAUCACCCCUAUGAGAGUCCCGAUCGUUACCCAUGUCGCCGCAGCCCAGACUAUCCCAGCGCAGGGAGAGCCCUGAUCGUUACCGAAACCGGGACAGCCCUGACCGUCACUAUUACCAAUGAAGCCCUGAACUGCAUCACCAGCGACAUAGCCCUGAAUAAUAUCCCUGGUGCCAUGCCAGUCCCGAGGUCUUUCCCAGGGGGGAACAGGCAAGAGGUUUCCAACACGACCUGAUGCAGCAGUAUGGGUGAAUGCACAAUCUACUAGACAGGCAGCAAUGCAGGGCUGCUCUUCCUUUUAAAGCUACAUUUGAUGGGGACCCUGAGAAGUUAAAUUUCUUUUUAAAUCAAGUGCAUUCCCAUGUGAACCGCAAUGCCGAUGCCUAUCUAGAUCUGGCAGCAAUGGUUGAUGUCAUCACAGCUAAUCUGGAGGGAGAAGCUUCUGAGUGGCUUAAUAGUCUGCAUAACGAACAGGCACCUGAGCUAUGGAAUUUUAACCUUUUCAUCUGGGGAUUAAGAACCCGAUUUGAAGAUGAAUCCAUAGCCCUGCCAGCAGAGAAGGACAUUCACAAAAUGAAGUAAGCUGGCAGACCAGCGAAGGAAUAUAUGCACGAAUUCAGAAGAGUCGCAGGUCUUAUUGAACAGUGACCAGAAUGGUCCCUAGUGCACCAUUUCAAGAAUGGCCUGGACUACAAUCUAUUCCAAACGUGCAUCUACCGGGGAAUUCCUGACCAAUUACAAGAAUGGUACCGGAUAGUAGUGAAGAUGGAUGUCGAGCUAACCCAUUAUACAAAGUCUACGACUCCUGGGGUGGCUCCGAGACCAGAACCUGCUUAGACGACCACCUCCCUGUCAAACCCCAGCAAUGAGAGCAGCUGAACUCCCCAAAUCUUCUUUGACACCUCCGAUCAAGUGUUUCAGGUGUGGCCAGCCAGUCAUCAGGCAGCGGCUUGCCCAGUCCCAUUGCCCCAGCAGAGAAGCAGACCAGGGCCGCUGAAGAAGAAGAAAACUGCCCAGCAGCCGACCAGAGAAAAGUCAAGCUGCAUCGCACAGAAACCUAUGGCCCAGGUCACCUCGCCCACGCAGGAGAAGGUCGAGACUCCAGCUGAUCGACCACUGCACUGGCUCCCUACAACAGCAAAGAUGAAGGAGAAAACAACUCAAUGGCUGACGUCUGAGGUCACUGGAAUGGGUGCACUCUAAUUCGUCGCUUGUCAUCCUUAAUUCUACAUCACCCGACUCCAUCAAGUCAAUUAUCCUUCAUUCAGCUUGUACAAUCUGCAUAUUUACUACUUCACAUACCUGUUUUAUCUCUUAGGAUAUUUUUCUUCAGAAAGGAAUGUGUGCAUGCACAUCCAGACUCACACACUCAUGUUGAUAAGUUCUUUGCAUUUUGUGCUCCUGGUUUUCUUAAAAUUUAAUUUAUGAUCCGGGCCAGUCAGAUGUAAAGUGCAUACUAAUCUAAAUAGAUUUUGCUGAGGUUUUCUUUCAUUAAAUCUUCAAAGAAGACAUUCUCAUUAGCCACAGUUUAGCUGGACCUUGUUACCUUAAUUCUCUCAGCUUUUUUUCAGCACCUGCAGUAAUUCUGAGACUGAGCCUCAUUUAGAGCAAUAGAUGUUCAGUUAUGUCAUUAUUCUCUCAGUUUCUAAACCUUAUGCGUUCUUGCCUCAUCCUUAACAGUAUCCUUUAAAUCUGGCAUGGUUUCUUCCAUUAAACAGAGCAGGCAAGAGCCAGUGAACAUCAGCAGGAAAUCUCACUGGUUCCCUGGUGGUUUCUGUUGCUUUGGAGUGGCAUAGCUAGAACCAACCCUUCUCAUAAUCUCACAAGAAUCAACAAAGCUGGGGGGGGGGGAGAGAAACGGGACCUUUUCCUGAAAUGUGGAAAACAGAGAGCAUGAAACUAAACUAAAUUCAAAGUGUGACAGGAACUGCUGAACAGCCACCCACAGACUUUUGGACUUAGGUUAGGAAGCUCCAGUUUCUGUGAGCCAGUUGUGUUUGCCGUUGUUUAAAUUCAAUAAAGUCUGUGCAGCUUUGCUAGUAAUAAGU
This is a messenger RNA of Crotalus tigris (Tiger rattlesnake), 4337 nucleotides long. It is a transcript of the gene PCBP3, whose product is annotated as poly(rC) binding protein 3. The record is from RefSeq and is a predicted model, not a curated record. The transcript has 18 exons. Gene Ontology annotation, molecular function: mRNA binding. The coding region runs from base 317 to 1666 and encodes 449 amino acids. Gene Ontology annotation, biological process: regulation of gene expression; regulation of RNA metabolic process. Gene Ontology annotation, cellular component: cytoplasm; nucleus. NCBI's taxonomy places the organism in Eukaryota, Metazoa, Chordata, Lepidosauria, Squamata, Viperidae.